This is a messenger RNA of Cherax quadricarinatus, 6462 nucleotides long. NCBI's taxonomy places the organism in Eukaryota, Metazoa, Arthropoda, Malacostraca, Decapoda, Parastacidae. The record is from RefSeq and is a predicted model, not a curated record.
GGGGACCAGAGAAGCGACGGUGGCGCCUCCUCCGUCGCUCCGUCCGUCGCCCCUACGUGAAACCUAAGCUCAAUUUUCUAUGUACUGAAGUGCUCAAAAUGAUUUUUGUGAAAUAGUGAAAUGUUAAAUAAUUAGAAAUUUUUGUUAAAUAAAAAGGGAAAGAACAUGAAUCGGAAAAAGUGUCGAGUGCCACCCGUGUGAGUGCCCCAUAUCCUUAGUGACAAAAACAACAGGACGGAAAAGAAAAACUUGUGCAGCUCCUCAAGGAACCUAACUCCUACUACACCUCUCCUAACUCCUCUUCUUCCUCCUUGUCCGCAUCCACUUCCUCUUCUUUCUUAUUCCCUCCUCCUCCUCCUUUACCGCCAUAUUAUCUUUUCAUUUUGUCCUCCUCCACUUUCUUUUUCUCCUUUUCUGUUUUCUUUCCAUCCUCCCAGUUUCUUCCUCUUCCUAUUCACCCUCUUAAUCUCGUAUCCCCAAGAGAAACCUACCUGAUGUCCACCCCAGGGUAUGCUGCCCCUUUUUUUUCCUCACAGGGGUAUAACUUUCUAUUGUAUACUGUCUUAUGUUCCCUUCACGUUUCCCCUCUCACACAUCCUGAGGGAAAUAAGAUUUAAUAUAUAUUCGGAACUGAGGCUCCUUUUUUUCUUUAUACUCAGACAAAGAUAAAUAAAACUUCACGAUCUCUCCAAGUGAUUUUCGUUCCUCUUUCCACUCUCAUCUUUCGCCUUUUAUUCAUUCUUGUAUUUUUUUUCCUGUCCAUUCAUCAUCCCAUUUCCUUCUCUCUGUGUCCUUAUCUUUCUGUCACUAAAUCAUUAAAAGCACCUCACACCCCCUGUGACCACAUAUAGGUGAGUAUCAUCACCACACACCUAACCUCCCCACACAUAACUACCACACACCUCGUAACCUCGUCACACCAUAACUACACACUCAGAUUUCUCCAUCACAUAACUACCCAUCUUUCCCUCUAGCACCUCACAACAAUACAUAUCUUUGAUGCACCACAUCACCACACACUUCCUUCCUUCCAGCACAAACACUCACUUCCAACAGAAUUCCACAAUACCAUGACUAUUGAAUCACACAAAAGUUUCAUGUUUUCGCUGCAAUAACAUUACUGCCAUCUUCAAUUCAAUCAUCUCAGCAGCAUCACUUUACAGGAAACCCCCCAGUGCCCUGAACCCCCCACCCCUCCUCCACAGAAACUCUACCUCACCCACUUCUCUACCCUAACCCAUUCAACACCCUAAUUUCCCUUUCCCACUUCUCUACAUUCAUCCCCACCAAUACCUCACCCUCACUCACUUGCCUACUUACAUUCCUCCAACACCUCAAUUUACCUUACCGAGUUCGUUAUUCUCACCCCACCUACAACUCAACUCCCUCACCCACUUCUCUGUCCUCACCCCUGUAACACCUUCCACUCUUCGUCAUUUACUCACGAACUUCCUCGAUCUGCCUUCACCCUCGAUACCUUUAAUUACUCACUCAACUACUUCCUCUUCACCCAUUUCCUCCCAGUCUCCUAUUACAAAGAUGCCACUUCCCUUCCGUCCGGUAGCACUUUAAGAGGGCAGUCUAACCACCCCUACCCUUCUUCCUCCUCCUCCUCCUCCCCUCUCCUCUACCCUCUUCGUCAGUAACGUCCACCUAUUCCUCUGGAGCAGCAGUCAGCGAUGAGAGCCUUGAUCAAGCACAACCACAAGAUGGAACACUUGAAGCUGAUGAGGUGAAAACGCUGAAGGAUGCGAGCGCAACGGAACAUCUUCGGCAGCAGCUGGAGAGAGAGAAGGAGAAGAAUCGAAUACUGAUGGAGAGGCUCCAAGAAAAGGAAGCCAGAGAGAGGGGAGAGAGAGAGGCAAGAGAGAGAGAACGACACACAAGGGAGAAGAGCUUCCCUCCAGGAGACAAAUCCCCCAGCCUGCCCCAGCGAAUAAGGAAACGAAUUAAUCAGAUCCACAAACCACAGUCCUUUGAGGUUGAUGAUGGAUCUCCCGGGCCGCCUCAGCCACUAAUCAGCGAGAAGACCCGCCUGCUUGGGGAAGAGCGGACCAAUAACAGACCAGGACCAGAGCUGCCAACCAGUCAAAUUGUAAAGUACGGAGGAGAAGCAGCCAAUCCCAAGUCAAGUUCUCCAUUUGAUGUUGUUGAGAGCCCUUCUCGUGGGAGGUUCGCCUGGAAGCGCCGAGGGCUGGAGAAGAGCAAGUCAUUGGACCAAUCGGAAUUUCUGGCCUCCCUGAACGGCACCACUGCCAGUAGUGCCACCACCUCUAGCAGCACUACCACCAGCACCACCACCACCACUGUAGGGACUGGCGCUGGCUCCUCUUCCACCACCACCUGCUGCGCCGCCUCCGCCACCCACCAUGCCUGGGUGUACGACGAUCAGCGUCACGACAGUGACUCUGAAGACGGGGAGAGAGGGAAUGAAUCCGACACAGGAUCCUUCCCAGCAGGAACAGCGGUGGGAGCUUUGGACGAGGCGGCCGUGGUGAGCCCGAAGGACCCGUGGUGGAGGAGGCUGGAAGUGCGGCUCGUGGCUGCUGUAGGAGAGAUCCUCAGGGAUUUCUCAGAAGUGGCAGAGGAAGAACUACCCGACGGAGACCCUGAAGGAGACCAGCUGUCUGUCAAGAAAUUAAAAGAGAACAUCCUGAGGUUCGGGUCGGUGAUGCGGCCUCUGACGGAGCUGUCGGCAGCAGUGACGUCUCUUCUGAGGUGGGAGUCGCCCUCAGCAACCCUCCUCGCCCUUGUCGUCUACCUUUAUAGUGUUCUCUUCGGCUGGGUCAUGCCCAUGGUGCUGCUCAUGGCUAUCCUCAGACUCUCCAUCAAUUACAUGAAGAAAAGAGGAUGGACACAGAAUUUCUUUCGUCGUCUGCGUCGUGAAGGUGUUGAAACAGUAGACACCACCAACAGUGAAACUGGAUUAGGGGACAAGUUUGCCCUGGUGUUGCAGGUAGCACGAAGGGUUCAAAACCAGCUAGGAGCUGUUUCCAAUGCUGCUGAGAAACUGAAGAACUUGCUGCUGUGGGAGCACGAGGCUACGCAGCGUCUGUACCUAUUCUUGUGGCUGGGCCUCCUAGCCUCUGUGCUCCUCCCCGCUGCCCAACUCUUCACACUCUUUGGUGUCUACCUGGGUCUCAAGUUUUUUGUUUUGGAUUAUAUUUUCUUCCGCUACCCAAGAAUCAGACUCAAGUACGACUCCACCUCUAAACUGUGGGAUACUCUCCCCACUGACGCUGACCUCGAGCGACGGGCAGAGAAAAAUCGAAUAGAGAACGGUAACUCCUCUCCUGAUCUGACGUCCUUCUUGGAGCUCUUCAGCCUACCAGCCACAGAGACACCCUUACCAGGAUGGCAGAGUGGUCGACGCUGUACCCUCGUCAACAGAGAUCGAUCCCUCACAUCAGCUUUUAAAAAUGGCCGCCUCUACCUCACCAACAGCUUUCUGUGCUUUGAGCGUAGCAAGAGUCAGUCAGUGAAGAACUUGAAACUCUCACUUAAAGAGGUACGGCUGGAGAAGGCGAACAGCUAUCCUUGGAUACCUGGAGGAGGCAUGGCUAUUGAAGUCUCUGUGGAGGGGACAGGAAAGGCAUUUUUCUUUGCUGGAAUCCUGAAUCGUGAUGAAGUGUUCGAUGGCAUUAUCGAAGCUUGCAGAAAGCUAGGAGCAACUUGGUGUGAUGCUGUGCAGAUGCAGGAGAAAGGAAAAGAGUCCAAAGACUCCAAAGAAAUUAAAGAAAAAGGUAAAGAAACGAAGGAUUCCAAAGAAGCAAAAGAUGCAAAGGAUACCAAGGAUUCAAAGGAUUCCAAAGAAGGUAAAGAUAAAUGAAAAUAGACCAAGAGGAGCUACUGCAGGAGACUGCUAAGCAUAAGGUGAUACGAAGUUUAAGCUUUGUGAAGGAAUGUGAACGUCUGGUGGUAGUCAUCGUUUAUUUGUUAAGAAAAAAACAUGGUGUCUACAGGCACGGAUCUUAUCAAAAGAUGACAGAUUCAGUGAUUCAGCAUCUACUGCUCUUCCCAAGCUGGGUUUCACACUCCAUUUAUAAUAUACAGAUCACUAAAUACCAGUGUAUCGUAAGAUGAUAUGUUGACACUUCUUUGAAUGAAGUGACAUGAACAGCAAAUGUUGACCAUUACUUUGAAUUACAGCAUUGCAAAUGUCUUUACACAACAGUGUCUUUAACUCUGCCACUUUUAGAUGUGCCAUGACUUCCAAGCAAACAUAUUAAUAUUAUCAAAUAUUUAUAUGUAAAUAUCACAUAAAAUUGAGCGAAUCGAAAAUAUUUGAUGGAAAAUGGAAGAGUAACUUAGUACUUUUUAUCCAAACGUGAUAGUUUGUCCAGAAUUUGAGCUGCAUUGACUGUUUAUAUCACUACGUGAUUGUUGUAGUAUGCAUUUAAUCUGUGUAUUAUGUGUAUUAGAUGAUGACAAUAUAAUGUAUAGAUAUUGUGUAUCUUAUAAUUUUCAACAAAUUUGAAAUAAAACGAGAUGUUUUACAUUAUUUUUAAAAAUAUUUCAAAUGGGUAGUGCACAAAUAACUAAAGGAGUCUUCUAAAACUGCCUAGUUUCUCAUUAACUAUUUAUCUGAACUUGAACGUAUUAUAAUUAAAUAAUGUUAAUAUUAAUAUUAAAUCAUAUUAAUUUUAAUAUUUUAAUUAAAGGGCAAAAUUCAUAUCUAGUGUGACUUGUAAAUAGAUAAAGCAAAAAAUGCUAUUUUUACAUAGGAAAAUUACUUGCAUUCAUAUCAUAAAAUAAGAAAUAGUGUAAAAUCUCCAGGUGACACCAGUGUAAAUAUGAAUAAGACAGACAUAAUAUAAUUUUCACUAUACUGUUUUUCCAGUAGAUCCUAAAUAUAAAAAUAUAUAACUUAUGAAACCAAGACACAAUGAUGCUUGACCUAAUGUGGUUUCAAAGUGUCUAUGAGGUAGAUUGUAAGAAUGUGAUGGGUUGCUAUGUAUACAUCCUAUACAUCACUAAGUAUAAUUUAUACACUAAAAAUGUAACAUGAAAUCAGAUGAAAGGAAAUGCGAUAUAAUGAGUCUUUGUAUGUUCUGUUAGAUUCUCAGUAACAUUUACUUCUAUGAAAUAACUCUUAGAUGAUUCUUCACCAGUCAUCUCUCUUGUACUAUUCGACUGGAGUCAAUUACUUUCAAAGGUAUUUUUGGAGAAGCUGUAAGGGUGUUGGAUAUAAAUAUUUCACAAGUACUAGAGAUGAACUUUUUAGUGUUGGAAAUGAAGUUUUUAAGGUGUUGGAAAUGAAGUUUUUAAUGUGUUGGAAAUGAACUUGUUAAAACUCUUGAGUGUAUUGAAAAUGUUCCAUUAUUGUUUUAUCCAGCCAUGUUUUUUCUGCCAAGCCUUGUGAAUUAAUAAAGUACAUGUAUAACGGUAAAAGAAACAUUUAGGAAAUAAUUUCAUUGACAUGGACUGAAGAGAAUACACUAGUCAUCAGGGUUUCUAAUAACUUUAGAGUAUCAUCCAUGCUGAUUUAUUUUGCAGGAAAACAAUGCGAGAAGCUUUUAACAACGUUGAUACAUUUUGUGUUUGCUGAAAUCAACCUAGUAUCACGUCCCGAAAAAUCUAUAGAAGAAAAAAGAAUUGCUUGGAUUUUUUUAAGCCUUGAUCAAACCGUGAGCAUAUAUUGGAAGAACUGAGCAUUGCAGACAAGUAUGAAGACAAAGAUACACUUCAGAACAGGUUUUUAUUGGGAGAAUAUUUCGCUCUGCGAAGUGCUUAUCAAGUCAUAACUUGACAAUGCUCUACACAGAGUUCUCACAUAACGUCUGGCCAAGUAUAGAGAAUAUAUGGAAAGCUUUGUCUAGUACUCGAUAGGAAAAAAAUAUAUACACGUCAUGCAUAGAAAUGAUUUAAUGAGGAACAGUAAAUAUCAAACACUGAAGGAUAUAAAAAUCACGAACAGCUCCUAGAAUAUAUCAUCAGAUUUCUGAAUGCGAUAAUUCUGUAUGUACACAUCAUUAUGUAAUCUCAUAAUCUUAAAUAAUUUAAAUGGAUCGGCAGAUUUUUUGGUACUUACUCAUGUGUUUAAUACAUAACAAUUUGAUUAUUACUGUCUGUCCCUCUUUUGGAAAAUAUUUCCAGUUACUUUUCCUCUUACUAACUACACCGAGUUCUUCUUGUUCUUGCUAACCACUUCCAGUUCGUCUUGUUCUUGCUACUUCCAGUCCUUCUUGUGUUUGUUAACUACUUCCAGUCCUUGUAUACUUGUUAACUACUCCUGGACAUUAAUUUUCCCUAACUUUUCAUCAUCUUGCCCAAAAAGAUUUCUAUUCCUUACAACAUUAUAAGACACCGUAUAUAACCUGUUACCUCUGCCUGUGAGACAUCGAUGACUCACGUGUCUGCUAAACAUUUGUUUUCUUACAUGUAAUUUCACACACCUAUAACAUAUGGCUGUCUCACAUAUAUAUGAUACAUUCAUUGGUUUAAAGAAGUUGCGUAACACCU